Messenger RNA from Culex pipiens pallens (northern house mosquito), 1296 nucleotides. RefSeq lists its product as uncharacterized. The transcript is spliced from 7 exons. Bases 124 to 1215 code for a protein of 363 amino acids. Lineage: Eukaryota; Metazoa; Arthropoda; Insecta; Diptera; Culicidae. The record is from RefSeq and is a predicted model, not a curated record. Gene Ontology annotation, molecular function: DNA binding.
UUAGAGUGUACCCAUGAAAAAAGAGGUGUGUGUGUGUAGAGUGCAACCAACAAAAAUCAAACCGUCAGUCUCCAUCAUCGUGGUCGGUCGCCAUUUGCUGCAGAAUUUUUUUUCGUCGUUAAAAUGGGCCGAACGAAGAAAGAAAACCCCAAAAAAGUGAAGACUACGGCCAAAAGUGCUCAACAAAAGCGUUCCCGGAAGGCGGGGGCGGAGCCCCAAGAACGUCAGAAAAAACAGCAAAGUGCGGCCAAAACGGUGAACGAUUCUGCGCUUAAACUGAAGCUGGACGAAAAGCUUCAGAAAUCCGGAAUAAGCCUGAGCCAGAAUGGUUUGGAAAUGGUGUCCAUACCAAGUGGCGCGUUUAUCGAAAACUGCCCGGGACCGUCGACCUCCAAGGACCCUCUGAAUUUGAGUGUGACGGCCGUGCCGGAAGCUGCCACCAAGAACGGUAGCUUGUCUCUAAUGACCAGUGACGAAGAAGACGACAGUCAGGAGGGGGACGGCGAUUACGAUGACGGAUCGACAUCAGAAGAGGAGACCUUGGAUAAGUUCUCGAAGUUACACGUUCACACCGAAGUCGCCAAACAAUCUGCGGCCAUGGAAGAAGAUCCGUUCCCGAUGCCCAUCAAAGCUGAGAAAACCCCACCUCGAGCUACACCACAACCGGAGAACGACGCGCUGACCUACGUUAACAUGUGGAAGAACAAGUUCCUUCAUCAGCUUGAGCAGACCAAGGAGCUUUCUAACAGUCUGCUCAAAGAAAAAGCGAAAUCAUCCAGGCUGAAUCAGCUAGUUAUCACGCAGAUGGCGAUGAUCCGGGAAUUGCGCCUCGGAAAGGAAACAAGCGUGUUUACCACUGAAGCUGGAGUGGAUAUUACCGUUUCCGAAAUGGAAGACAUCAGCUCCCAGUCGAAACAUGCUGCCGACUUCGCGCAGCGCCUGGCUGUAUUUUUUUAUGGGACGGAAGGCCUUCGCACGAUGAAGGUGACAACUAAGGGUGGCCAAGCGAUGAAGCCUAUUUCACCCAAAAAACUCAAGUUUAUCCAUAAUAAGGCAAGGCAACAUGUUGCCAAGGUUGCGGGGCUGGACGCCUAUGAGAAGAUAUCAAUCGAGGCCAACGCGGCCACACUCAACAAGGCAUUGGCAGAAAAAAUUCAGAAUUUGCGCAAGGCUCAGGUUCUGAAGGAAGCCCAUGGAAACAAUGUCUUCAACUGAUUCCUGAUCAUAACUGACGAGCACCAUUUGUGCCUACACUUACCGAUCAAUCGUAUUAAAUAAAUAAUGUAAACUCUAGAA